CAUCUCUGUGAGGCCAAGCCAAUCUCUCUUUCUGGUUCUUCGUUUUUCUUCCUUUGUUUUUUCUUUCAUCGCUCGAUCGAUCCGAAAUGGCUCGUCUCACGGUGGGAGGGGCAGACGAAUACAGGCAACCCGACGCAAUGAAAGCCGCGCUCGCUGAAUUCAUCGGGAUGUUCUUGUUCGUCUUCGCGGGCGUUGGAUCGGCUAUGGCUUUCGCCAAGCUGGGAGGACCGAUUCUCACACCCGCUGGCCUGGUGCAAAUCGCGCUCGCGCACGGGAUCGCCCUCUUCGUCGUCAUCGCCGCCACCGCCAACAUCUCGGGAGGACACAUCAAUCCCGCGGUCACGUUUGGCCUCGCGGUUGGAGGCCACAUCACAAUCGCCAGGGGAGUCCUCUACUGGAUCGCCCAGCUCCUCGGGUCAGUGCUCGCGGCUCUCGUCCUCAAGUUCACCUUCCUCCACGAGGCUGUUCCUAUUCACGCCGUUGGAGCCCACGAAUCUGUGAUCUCCGCCCUGGUGAUCGAGAUCGUCACCACUUUCGCUCUUAUCUUCACGGUCUACGGCACCGCGGUGGAUCACAAGCGUGGAGUGGUCGGAACCAUCGCCCCCAUCGCGAUUGGAUUCAUCGUUCUCGCCAACAUCCUCGCGGCCGGGCCUUUCAGUGGCGGAUCCAUGAACCCGGCCAGAUCCUUUGGCCCAGCUCUAGUUACCUUCGACUGGACGAACCACUGGAUCUACUGGGUCGGGCCUCUCAUUGGUGGUGGCCUUGCAGGGCUUGUUUACAACGAGAUCCUCAUCACUCCACCACCUCCAGAGGAAUACUAGGAAGGAAUUUCUCCCCCUCCCCUGAAUCUUCUUUCGUGUUCUUGGUUUUCAAUGAUUUUGCAAAAGAGUUGGAAGUACCAAUUCCCAAACAAACCAUUAUGAUGA
Messenger RNA from Selaginella moellendorffii, 926 nucleotides. RefSeq names its product aquaporin TIP2-1. Gene Ontology annotation, cellular component: membrane. Gene Ontology annotation, biological process: transmembrane transport; water transport. The transcript is spliced from 3 exons. The record is from RefSeq and is a predicted model, not a curated record. Gene Ontology annotation, molecular function: water channel activity. Lineage: Eukaryota; Viridiplantae; Streptophyta; Lycopodiopsida; Selaginellales; Selaginellaceae. Bases 87 to 821 code for a protein of 244 amino acids.